Messenger RNA from Vitrella brassicaformis, 2128 nucleotides. NCBI's taxonomy places the organism in Eukaryota, Vitrellaceae. The record is from the annotation of a GenBank genome assembly.
GGUGAAGGCAGCAGUUCAGGAGCCGCGCGUGAAUCUCCAGUGCUGGCUGAUCCGUCUGUGUGCCAGUGCGACCAUCGGCAUUGACGCAUACGCAACUCAACGAUCAAGUCAACGAUGAUGCAUCGCGGCGCAGAUCCGUAUGACCCGUACAGCCACAGCGGGAUGGCGCCGCAGUUCGACGGGCCUCUGGGCGGGAUGGCUGCGGCAGCCGCACGGCAAGGCAGCACGCCGUCGAUAGAGAUCACCGAGAUGAGCGACGAGGUCCUCAAGUUCACUCUCACCAACUGCCACGACUCGAUGGCAAACGCACUCAGGAGAAUCAUGGUACGUUCUUCUCAGGGGAAGUGAAGUUCCCACCCGACGGUUGGUCAUUGGUGUGUGUGUGUGUGUGUCGGGUGGUCAGUUGGCGGAUGUGCCCACGUUGGCCAUCGACUUGGUGACGGUUGAGGAGAACGAGGGCGCGCUGCACGACGAGUACCUCGCGCACAGGCUGGGCCUGCUGCCCAUCGACUCGCGGCACGUCGCGGAGUACAGGAGGAGACAGGUACAGGCGCACGCACACUCACAGUCACACUCACACACGCUGUCCUGAAUGUGACCAUUGAUUGCGUCUGACUGACUGUCUGCAGGAGUGCUCGUGUGCGGAGAGCUGCGUGCACUGCACUGUGCAGUAUGACCUGGACAUUACCAACUCGGGGGCCGACCAGCGGUGUGACGACAGCGGCGACCUGCCGGUCUACCAUACGGACAUACAGCCAGGGCAGGAGGGGGCUGACGUGCCCAUGCCCGUCCAGCCAGGACAGGUAGGUAUGCCGGCGGGCAGGGCAGGGCAGACAGACACGCACCCAUCCAUUAGGCAGACGCCCCUCUCUGUGCGUGUGCGCUUCACAGGAUGAGCACGGCGGCAUCUUGUUGACCAAGCUGGCCAAGAACCAGCGGAUCAAGCUGCACCUGACCGCCAUCAAGGUAAGAAGUAGCAAACGAGAUGCACACAAAGAAAUGCCGGCCACAACACGGCGGUAUGUCAUUCGUUGGCGCUGCAGGGUUCAGGUCGCGUGCACGCCAAGUGGAUGCCCGUGCAGACAGCAUGCUUCAGGGUGAGCCUGGGAGGGAGGGAGGGAAGGACGGGCCAAAUCUCACCAUGUAAACCUGCUGUGGUGUGUCCUGUCCUGUGUGUGUGCAGAGGGACCCGAUCAUCACUGUCGACCCAGACCGUAUGCAGGCCGCCCCUCUCGACCACAAACUCAGAAUGUAUGUCCACACAUGCACUUGUCCAGGCAGACACCGCAGCCACACGUCCUCACACACCCUGUGUGCUGUGUGUCCCCCGCAGAGCGGCCGCAUGCCCCACAAAGGUGUUUCGCGUCGACGAGGAACAAGGUGACGAAAUGACUGACGGCAGAACCAAAAGAUAGUCUGGCUCUGUGCAUUGCGAAUGGUGUCUGUGCACCCUUGUUGACACACAGAGGAGGGCGGCACCUUUAUCGUCGAGAAGCCCCAGCAGUGCAUGUGAGCAUCCGACCGACCAAGCAUUAAAUCGACCAGGAACGUGUAGACCAACGUGUGUUUCAUGACACUCUCUCUGGUGUUCAGGUUCUGCGAUGAGUGCACCAUGGCAGCCGAGGAGCUGGGUUACCGGGACCUGGUCGCCGCUCGGGAAGACCAGCACAAAGUCCACUUCACCAUCGAGGUACGUAACACACGAACCACACCACCACCACCACCACCACCACACUCGCGAUGUCUUGCUGCCGUUCUGCAGAGCACGGGCGCGAUGCCGGCGGUGAUGAUACUGAAGAAGGCGAUGGAGAUACUGUCGGGCAAGGUCAACGAGCUGCGCGAGAAGCUCAAGGAGAUCCAGAUGGAGCAGGGCGGCGAGGGGGCCGAGGGCAUGCGGGAGGGAAUGGACCUCGACCACGACAUCAUACCUGACGAACUCAUGCUGCCUUAGACACACACAGACAGGCAGACAGGCAGACGAGACGAAACGACUGUGUGUGUCGAUGAUGUCUGGGAGCCUCAUGCGAGAGACAAACAAACGUCUUUAUCUGUCUGUCUGAUUCGUCGGCACACGUGGACACACACAGACAAACUGCCCUUUAUCCGAUGACUCAGAUCCUGCUGCCUG